Molecule: messenger RNA, 543 nt
Organism: Saprolegnia parasitica CBS 223.65
Lineage: Eukaryota; Oomycota; Saprolegniomycetes; Saprolegniales; Saprolegniaceae
Exons: 2
Coding region: 1-543 (180 amino acids)
Source: RefSeq, a predicted model, not a curated record
AUGGUUGUUGCCCAGCAUGCGCUCGUCUCCUGUUGCCUGCCCGCCGCGCGCUGCCUCGCCGACGACCUCUGGUACCUCGACGCUAGCUUCGGCCUCAAGUACGAGGCCUUCUUGGCGCUCUCACCGACGGCGCCCGAGUCGCCGCCACCCACGCAGUGCCACCCGCGCAUCUCGCUCACGUGGCCAAGCCGCUCGAUGGACCCAAAAACGACACGAAACGAAGCGAGCGCACCGCGCCGAGUCGGCAAUUACUCGCCGCAGACGCGGCGCCAGCGCAUCCAGCGGUUCCAUGCAAAGCGGCAGCAGCGACAGCUCAAGUUUGCGACGCUGCCCGACGACGGCGAGGACGAGCACGAGCACGACGCACAGCACAGCUGCCUCUCGUCACCGCUGUGGGUGCCGUCGCUGCCGGACGACGACCUCGAAGCAAGUGCGAUGAUUGACGACACGUUCCAAGAACUGUGCUUGCCAGAUGAGGUUGGGUUCAUCACCGACCACGACAACGACGACGACGACGACGUGCUCGAGAGUGUCGAGCUGUAG